Molecule: messenger RNA, 486 nt
Organism: Leptidea sinapis
Lineage: Eukaryota; Metazoa; Arthropoda; Insecta; Lepidoptera; Pieridae
Gene: Rpb10
Product: DNA-directed RNA polymerases I, II, and III subunit RPABC5
Exons: 3
Coding region: 200-403 (67 amino acids)
Biological process (GO): transcription by RNA polymerase I; transcription by RNA polymerase II; tRNA transcription by RNA polymerase III
Cellular component (GO): RNA polymerase III complex; RNA polymerase I complex; RNA polymerase II, core complex
Molecular function (GO): zinc ion binding; DNA-directed RNA polymerase activity; DNA binding
Source: RefSeq, a predicted model, not a curated record
UAACUGCUUUUAGCUUUGAAGUUUGCUGUGUACACUACUUCAGUUUUGUGAAAUUACAAAUUUGUUUUGUAUUUGUUCUAAAUUCUAGGUUUAUCUGUUAAAAAUAUAGUACUAUUUUAUAAGUGAAUUGUUUACACUAUUCUAAAAUAAUAGAUAGCCAUCGCAAAUAAAGUUACUUUAGUCAUAAUUGGCAAGCAUAAUGAUAAUUCCCGUUCGAUGUUUUACUUGUGGAAAAGUUAUUGGGAAUAAGUGGGAGGCAUAUUUGGGUUUAUUACAAGCGGAAUACACUGAAGGUGAUGCUUUGGACGCACUGGGACUGAAAAGAUAUUGCUGCCGAAGAAUGCUGUUAGGACAUGUAGAUCUGAUUGAGAAGUUACUUAACUAUGCCCCAUUGGAGAAAUAAAACUGAAUAUAUUAUAUUAUAAGUAACUAUUAAGAGUAAAUUUAUGUAAGUAAGAUUAUUUGAAAUAAAUUGUGUGAAUAAAA